Passer domesticus (house sparrow) is the source of this 2475-nucleotide messenger RNA. Its product is annotated as leucine-rich repeat-containing protein 37A-like. NCBI's taxonomy places the organism in Eukaryota, Metazoa, Chordata, Aves, Passeriformes, Passeridae. The coding region runs from base 1 to 2181 and encodes 726 amino acids. The transcript is spliced from 11 exons. The record is from RefSeq and is a predicted model, not a curated record. Gene Ontology annotation, molecular function: protein binding.
AUGGACCUGGUGCCGCGUCUCGUGCGCGCUCUGCUCCUGCUGGCCCUGCUGCUGGCAGUGGCUCCCUCGGCAGGAGUGGCCGAGGAGCUCUGCCCAGAGCCCUGCCGCUGCCCGGGCCAUGGGCGGCUGAACUGCCGCCACACCGGGCUGGCCACCGUGCCCCCGGCCAGCCGCCGCCGAGCCCUGGCCCUCCUAGAUUUCACUGGCAACUCCAUUACUGCUCUUGGUAAACAGGCCUGGAAGGACUACCCAUGGGCUGAGACAUUAGUGCUCAGGGACAAUGAGCUGCGGACAGUGAAGAGCCAUUCCCUGGAGGGGCUGUUCCUGCUGAAGCACCUAAAUCUCUCCGGGAACGGCCUCACGCGGAUCCGCAGCGGCACUUUCCAGGCCUGGCAUGGGAUGCAGUUCCUCCAGGAGCUGAUCCUCAGCCAAAACCCGCUGGUUGUGAUAGAUGACUCUGCCUUCUUCAAGCUGCCCUCAGUGCGCUCUCUAGACCUAAGUGCCACCCAAGUGAUCCCGCAGACGCUGCUGCAGCUACUACAGACCACAGUGAGCUUGGAAACCCUGCAAGUGCCCAAGGAGACGGCCUGCUGCCUGUGCCAGGAGCGUCCCCGGCCCGAGAGCCCCUGCAGGACCAUCCAGUUCCUGUGCGAGAAGCUGUGCAGCAGCAGCGCCCCGCAGUGCGUUCACUCAACUGUGCUGCAGACACGGGGAGAAGUAAUGGACAUGGAGCAACGCAGAGAGCUGAACACCAGCCCUGUGUUGAUCCUCAAGCCCAUGGAACCUUCACUGGGAGAUCAUGGAACUGCAACGCUUGUGGUUGCCCUGACCCAGAGCGCUGAGGGUGGUGUCAGCAGCCUGGAUAGCUCCAGAAGAAAUUCAUAUCCCCCUCAGCAUCUCUUGGGGCACGAAGGCAAAACAAGUGCUGGUGACCUGAGGGCCAAGGUCAAGAAGAAGCUGCACAAGGCAGAAAGCAUCAAGGCUGCAAGAAUCACUGUCCCACACCAGCCCCAGCCUGCCAGGCUGAAGCAUGUGGUGGAAAAGACACCCUCAAGCUGGCAUCAAGAGAAGAUGGAGUCACGUUUAUACUGGCAAGGAUUAAAGCCCUCAGCUGUAACUGGUGGAUUAAAACAUGCUGACGAUCCCUCCAUCUCUGGACAACACAGAGAUGAGGAGGAAGAUCCAACUGCCAGGAAGUACCACGUCAGGACACACAAACGGCACAAGAAGAAGGACAGGCAGUAUUGGGUUGGACAUAAUCCGCUUUUCUACCAGGUGCUGAGCCCUGUGAAAGUGGAGCGAAGGUCCAGAUCUGCCCAGGGUCUAAACAGGGACGUGGAUUUUCUCUCUGACCCGUUGGUUCAGAGCCACCCCGCUGUGAGCAGCAGACGAGGAGCCACGGCUGAAGAGAAGCAUUCCUCCAUCGGCGGCCACCUCCUGCUCAUGCCUGACACCAGAGAGGAGGAAGACUCCAUGCUCCUCCAUAAACCUGUGAGACCCCGAAGUGCGGACCUUGCGCCAGUACUAAAAGACCUGGAAACCAAUGCUGAUCAUCACCAGCAGUUGAUGGAGGCACACAAAGGCCUGAAGACAUUCAUGGCCCACGUGGAGAGAGCUCUGAGGAGGGACUGCAGCCUGCCCCAGCUCAAGCAGGCGUGUGCCAAGAUGGUCAAAAAGACCAGGCUGCUUCUAAAGGUGCUCCAAGGGAGGCAAGAGAACCAGGAAGCCUAUGAUCCAAUAGAGCAGUGUCGUCAACAAGAGAACAUGAUCAUUCACAUGGCCUUGGGGAAGGACAAGGGGCUCACAGGGAAGCACAAACAGAAGGUUGUGGUGUACGUGAUCACAUUUGUGGUUCUGCUGUUUUUCUUCGUCUUGGUUUUACUGAUACUGAAGUGUGUCUUCCACAAGCGCUCCCGACAGAGUGAACUUGACUCCCAGCCUGGCCACCCCAGGAAAUUGUGGCUGAGAAGGUUCUGUGCAAAACUGCCACAGAGAGGGAGGAAGGAUAACAAGGAGGCACAGAAUGUAGAGCAGCCUUUGCUCUACAGGGCAGAGAGCUCCUCCGAGUGUUGCCCCUGUUCCCAGGCUGUUCAUGGAGCAUCCCAGUGCUGUUCCCUGUUCAGCAAGUCUGAAUUGCCAUGGAUUCAACGCAUCAGGGAUGCCUAUGAAUCCCAGAGAUAAGCAUCUUGGGAAGAGGCAUAGUGUGAAGAACAAAGGUAGAAGACUUUCAAGAAGUUAAUGGGAUGCCACAAUUGUUCACCUCCCAUUUAGCUGAGGCCCUCCUUGGAUGCUGCUUUGUUUGCUGUUUUUAUUUCUUUAGAUGCUUUUUCCUUGACUGUUAUUUCUUGCUGUCACUGCUGAGGGAAGGCCAGAGGGUGCUGCAGGCAAGCACAAGCUCUGGGACACCCAGAGAAGGCAUCAGUAUCUCAGGGUUUUCCUCAUCCCUUGUCACAAUGUUUUACCCUGCAUUCAAUA